AUGUUCACGCAUCUCCUCUUUCUCGCCACUUCACUCGGCACUGUGUCCGCAGCUCGAGAACUAUGGUUUAACCAGCCUGCAUGGGAUUGGGCUUCUCAAGCGUUGCCGAUUGGUAACGGGAAACAUGCUGCUUCUUUCUUUGGCGGUAUCAACAACGACUCUUGGGCCCUCAAUUCUGAUAGUCUCUGGACUGGUGGCCCUUUCCAGCUAAAGAACUACACCGGUGGUAAUCCUGCAGAAUCACGUGUACCGGCACUCCGUGGAAUACAAGACUUUAUCUUUAAGAACGGCACUGGGAGUAUCGCUGGUAUCCUAGGUAGCGACGCAGGUUAUGGAAGCUAUAGUGUGCUCGGGAAUCUGUCCGUUGGCCUUGACCUGGACGCCGCCACUGCCAGCUCGUACAAACUCUGGCUUGAUAUUGACCGUGGAGUGGGUGGAAGUUCUUUUGUUACUGAGAAGUAUGGCAAGAUCACAAGGGAUUACUUCUGCUCCUUCCCUGCGCAAGCCUGUAUCUACCACCUUGAGUCCACUAAACCUCUCCCCACCGUUACAGUAUCCCUUGGUUCCACUCGAUCUCCAGCGCCCACAAUAACCACUGCUUCGAACACCAUUACACUCCGUGGCCUCGCUGAAUCUCCUGAUGGCAUGCUUUAUGACGCCCGCGCCGCCAUUGUAUUCCCUGGAACCGCACAGAAAGGCAAAGACUUCACCACGUCUACCGGGCUCUCAGUCCCUGCUACUGCUGGUGUAAAAGAGCUAUGGAUUGUUCUCUCAAUGGAUACGAACUACGAUGAAACCAAGGGAAACCCUUCUGAUGGUUACACAUUCCAGGGAAUUGACCCCGCCAAAAAGGUGGCGGGCAAUGUUGCUGCUGCUGCGUCUAAGAGUUAUAACGCGUUGCUAGCAGAGCAUAUAAAGGACCACCAGGCACUCUACCGCGCCUUCUCUCUGACACUGCCAGAUCCUCUAGGUUCAGCCUCAAAAGCUACAGAUGAGCUCAUGAAAGCCUACACACUUGAUAAGGGAGAUCCAUACCUUGAGUCACUUCUUUUCGAUUUCGGACGAUACCUCCUCAUCGGCUCUAGUAGACCAAAUUCAUUACCUCCUAAUUUGCAAGGAAAGUGGUCGAAUGGCUUUGGGGCUGCUUGGUCAGGCGAUUAUCAUACCAAUAUCAACCUGCAAAUGAAUGUCUGGGGUAGUGAGGCAACUGGACUAGGCGGUACUCUUGACGGAUUAUGGAGAUAUAUGACAGAAACAUGGGUGCCAAGAGGUUCCGAGACUGCAAGCUUGCUUUAUGGGGCUACUGAAGGUUGGGUGGUUCAUAAUGAAAUUAAUACCUUUGGGCAUACAGGAUUGAAAGGAAAUGGCGAUCAGAGUACAGCGCUUUGGUUUGCGUACUCGGCUGCUAACGCGUGGAUGAUGCAACACGUAUGGGACCACUACGAUUUCACGGGCGAUAAGGACUGGUAUAAGAGCGUUGGAUAUCCCCUCAUUAAGGGUGUUGCACAGUUCCACUUAUCGACCCUGCUGGAGGAUAAGUAUUAUAAUGACGGGACACUAGUGGUCAAUCCGUGCAAUUCACCGGAACAGCCGCCGUCGACGUUUGGGUGUGCGAUUGAUCAACAGCAGAUUUCGGAAGUGUUUAUGAAUGUAUUAAAGGGAUGGGACGCAUCAGGAGAUAAAGACUUAGCAUUUAAGAAGAGGGUAGAGGAUGCACUGAGCAAGUUAUACACGGGCAUCAGAGUGGGACGGUAUGGGCAGAUUCAAGAAUGGAAACUCGACAUCGAUAACCCAGAAGACGGUCACCGCCAUCUUUCUCACCUCUAUGGCUGGUACCCUGGCUAUUCAAUCUCCUCUGUCCACCGGGAAAAUACCACGAUCACUAAAGCCGUCGAAACAACCCUAAUCCACCGCGGCCUCGGAAAAUGGACCGACGCCAACGCAGGCUGGGAAAAGGUCUGGCGUGGCGCCUGCUGGGCUGGUCUUAACAAUUCCACCAUGUCUUAUUAUGAGCUGCGCUUUGCCAUUGUUGAGAACUUUGCCAACAAUUUGUACUCAGUGUACAGCAAAGACCCCUCUACGAUUGGAACCUGGGUAUUUCAGAUUGAUGCCAACUUUGGAACUGUGGGCCAAGUUCUGCAUAUGUUUGUUCAUGAUCUGGAUGUCGGGUAUGGGCAGAGCGGAGAGAAGACAGUGGUGUUGGCACCCGCUGUUCCUGAGGCUUGGUGGGGUUCCAAGAUUGAGGGACACAGGUUGAGGGGAGGUGGUGAGGUUAGUUUUGAGGUUUCCGGGGAGGGAAAGGUGAAGAGUGUUGUUCUGAAGAGUAGGAAGUCGAGCGCACCAAAGCUAAAGUUUGUGGAUGCAACCGGGAAGGAACUAGAGGUUAAGAGAUCGUAG
Molecule: messenger RNA, 2397 nt
Organism: Morchella importuna
Lineage: Eukaryota; Fungi; Ascomycota; Pezizomycetes; Pezizales; Morchellaceae
Exons: 9
Coding region: 1-2397 (798 amino acids)
Biological process (GO): carbohydrate metabolic process
Molecular function (GO): alpha-L-fucosidase activity
Source: RefSeq, a predicted model, not a curated record